Messenger RNA from Colletotrichum paranaense, 840 nucleotides. RefSeq lists its product as uncharacterized. The record is from RefSeq and is a predicted model, not a curated record. The transcript is spliced from 3 exons. Lineage: Eukaryota; Fungi; Ascomycota; Sordariomycetes; Glomerellales; Glomerellaceae. The coding region runs from base 1 to 840 and encodes 279 amino acids.
AUGGUUCUUGCCUUCUGGGACUUUCUGGAGCAAGGUACCUCUUCUGUUUUGUCAUCUUUUUUCCUUCCGUUUACUUCUUUCGGUACCGAGGCGCUAAUGGAGGAAAGAGUCCUACAGCCGACUUUUACGAGAGAAGGAAGGGGCACGUGUGACUAUUAUACCGUGUGGUGGAAUGACAGGUCAAGAGCCCAAGUUGAACGAAAUCCUCGGGAUCUUCGAUUUGCCCUUUGUCACAAUCGGGGAAACUGGAAUCUCGCAUCUUCCUCUGCCUGCUUCGGUGUCUCAACUUUUGCCUGCGCUAGCCGUGGCGGAAAGGUCCCUGUUUCGAUUCCAGAGCACUGGGGGACACAUGCCUUACUGCGCACCCGCGGACACAAGAACACAUGGGCGAAGUGUCUUCUGGCAAUUGGAACCGGAGACCGAGCUGGCGGGCAGGAGAUGGCCCCUGGGGCCCUGGGCUGCUGGGGUCGUCGCCUUGGGUUAGGUUGGCCCCCCAUUAGAGGUGCUGCAUCUCGCUUCGGCCGGCGGAAGAGUGCCGGUGAUGUGAGAGAUGAUGCAGCUGUAGGAUGCUGGGACCUGGGUCGACACACCCUCACGAGGUCUCUAGGCACAUCUAUUUGUACGCCGCACAAUGAUGCCUUUUCAGCUGCCAUACCGCCUAUUCGAAUAGGAAUAGUAGAGCGAUGUCAGCACACUGCAGUAUUAGUCGGUGAAGCAUGUCCUGAAAUACGACGGGAAGAUGACCUGAUGGGACUACCUGACUGGUGCUACGUUCACAAACACGCGCGUGUCAGUCGAAGCCAAUGCUGCGCUAGGCAGGGCCGUCACACUCGGCUUUAA